This is a messenger RNA of Auanema sp. JU1783, 1503 nucleotides long. The record is from the annotation of a GenBank genome assembly. NCBI's taxonomy places the organism in Eukaryota, Metazoa, Nematoda, Chromadorea, Rhabditida, Rhabditidae.
AUGAAAGUCAAACUCUUAUCGUCCAAACACACAUUCUACUGUCAUUUUCUACUUCUAUUGGCCACUUUAUCAUCCUGUCAAGCUGCUUCAUUCACCCCUGAUGUCCGAUGGAGUUGUACGGACAUUGCUGUUUUGAUUUCCGUUCAAACGACCACACCAUUCGAAGGAUUGAUCAAAGCUCGAAGUUCAUCAUUAGAGAGUUGUUAUACGAAAGGAAUCGGCACGAACUUGUCAGUACUAAAAAUAUUUUUCAAUCAAACAGAAUGCGGAAUGGUGUAUAACCAAGACGAUGAUACCUAUAAAAUGACUGUUGAUAUUCAUUCACAUCCGAUUUUAAUCAUUGAUAGUGACCAAGCUCUGAAUAUCUCCUGUCGAGCUCCAAACAAUUCAACCUCAACAGCAACUAGCCUCAAUUCUUCUUUUUAUCACUUGGAGGUUUAUGAUCACGACAAUUAUGGACUGCAGGAAGUGCGUUAUGCUUCACCUUAUAGUGUUCGUAUCUCAUCUUUUGACCGAUCAAAAGAUUUCACCGUUGGCAAAUGUGUUUCGUAUGCCGAUGACAAAGAGAUCGUCCAGUUGACUGAUUUCCGCGGAUGCUCUGUGUUUCCAGCACUUUUUGGAGAUUUUGUCAGGGGACCAUCUGGAUUCACUUCAUCAUUUCCUUCAAUGUUUCGAUUUCCGUCCAGCAACCUUAUGACGAUUAGUUGUGAUGUUCAUACAUGUGACGGCAGUUGCGAGGAUUACGACUGUAAUACGACAUCUAAUGAAAUACCAAAGCUGUUAGAAGAAACAACAACUAUGGAAAUUGACUCGGAUGUUGAUGAUGUUAGUACCACAAUCAAAAUCUUGGACAAGAAAGCAUUCAGACGUCCUAUAAUAGAUAGUAUUAUUCAAGACGAUGUGCCAAUUACUUCUACAGAGAUAAUAAAAACACAGAACGUAUCAAUAGUUUCGACGUCCACUUUGCCUUCAACACUCGAACCGAGAUCUCAACACUAUGAUGAAUGCAUAAGACCAGCUGAUGUUGAUAUUUUAUAUGCUCUAUGCAUAUUUUUAACAGUUUGUUCAACACUAGGUUUCACCAUCAAUAUUAUAUUCGGAUGCCUAUUAUGGAGGAAUAGAAACACCAAACGAUUCGAUAAUACUCCGAAGAUCUCUAAAACAAUUCCUCCGUCAGCUGCUCCCACUGAUUUUUGGAUUUUGGAUUCCAAUAAGAUUCCUGAUAUGGGAAGCAAAUAUGAUGUUGCUCGAUCGGUCGAUAGUUUUGCUUCGGUGAAGCAAAAACAGAGGCGAUCGAAUUUACCGAUUAUGGAAUACGGUAUGCCUCCACCUUCCAGGAAUUCCGACGGUUCAUCGCGAGAAAGUGGUGGAGAGUUGUCGACCGAUAUUUAUCGCCGACCAGACAAUAGACACAACCAAAGCACUUUCUCAACACCAUCAACGACAUUGGAGACCGAUCUCGACAGCUCUGUAUCAUCCAAUCAAGCUUCUUCCUACCAUUAA